CGGUACUGUGGCGGGGCCGCCGUCAGGGGCGCUGUCGCGCGCGCUUGACUAGCCAUAAGCGGAGUGAGAGGUGCAUGAAAUGGGGGAAAAUGGCGGAUCAUGUGCAGGGCCUCGCCCAGCUGGAGAUCCUGUGCAAGCAGCUGUAUGAGACGGCUGACACGGCCGUGCGCCACCAAGCAGAGAAAGCCUUGGUGGAGUUCACCAAUGGGCCGGACUGCCUCAGCAAGUGUCAGCUGCUGCUCGAGAGAGGAAGCUCGUCGUACUCGCAGCUGCUGGCGGCCACCUGCUUGUCCAAACUGGUGUCAAGGACCAGCAACCCCCUUCCUCUGGAGCAGCGCAUCGACAUUCGGAACUACGUGCUGAACUAUCUGGCCACGCGGCCCAAGCUGGCCGCCUUCGUGACGCAGGCGCUCAUCCAGCUGUACGCCCGCAUCACCAAGCUGGGCUGGUUCGACUCGCAGAAGGACGACUAUGUGUUCCGCAACGUCAUCGCCGACGUCACGCGCUUUCUGCAGGACAGCGUGGAGCACUGCAUCAUCGGCGUCACCAUCCUGUCGCAGCUCACCAACGAGAUCAACCAGGCGGACACGGCGCACCCGCUGACCAAGCACAGGAAGAUCGCCUCGUCCUUCAGGGACUCGUCCCUCUUUGACAUUUUCACGCUCUCCUGCAACCUCCUCAAACAGGCGUCCGGCAAGAACCUGAACUUGAACGACGAGUCGCAGCACGGGCUGCUGAUGCAGCUUCUUAAGCUGAGCUACAACUGCCUCAACUACGACUUCAUCGGGACGUCCACCGACGAGUCGUCCGACGACCUGUGCACGGUGCAGAUCCCCACAUCCUGGCGCUCAGCCUUCCUGGAUUCGUCCACCCUGCAGCUCUUCUUCAACCUUUAUCAUUCCAUCCCGCCUUCUCUCUCCCCGCUGGUGCUGUCAUGUCUGGUCCAGAUCGCUUCCGUCAGGAGGUCCCUCUUCAACAAUGCCGAGAGAGCCAAGUUCCUGUCGCACCUGGUGGACGGCGUCAAGAGGAUACUGGCCAACCCGCAGUGUCUGCCCGACCCCAACAAUUACCACGAGUUCUGCCGGCUGCUGGCGCGGCUCAAGAGCAACUACCAGCUGGGCGAGCUGGUCAAGGUGGAGAACUACCCCGAAGUCAUCCGCCUCAUCGCCAACUUCACCGUCACCAGCCUGCAGCACUGGGAGUUUGCCCCCAACAGCGUGCACUACCUGCUGAGUUUGUGGCAACGCCUGGCAGCCUCGGUGCCGUACGUCAAGGCCACCGAGCCACACCUGCUGGAGACCUACACCCCCGAGGUCACCAAGGCCUACAUCACGUCGCGGCUGGAGUCGGUCCAUGUCAUCCUCAGAGACGGUCUGGAGGACCCCCUGGACGACGCCGGCUUGGUUCAGCAGCAGCUGGACCAGCUGUCCACCAUCGGGAGGUGCGAGUAUGAGAAGACGUGCGCUCUCCUGGUGCAGCUGUUCGACCAGGCGGCGCAGAGCUACCAAGAGCUGCUCCAGUCCACCAACUCGGGUGCCGCCGACGUCACCGUGCAGGAAGGUCGCCUGACUUGGCUGGUCUACAUCAUCGGGGCGGUGAUCGGCGGCCGCGUGUCCUUCGCCAGCACUGACGAGCAAGACGCCAUGGACGGGGAGCUCGUCUGCCGGGUGCUGCAGCUGAUGAACCUGACCGACUCGCGGCUGGCUCAGGCCGGCAACGAGAGGCUGGAGUUGGCCAUGCUCAGCUUCUUCGAGCAGUUCCGCAAGAUCUACAUCGGUGACCAGGUGCAGAAAUCGUCCAAGCUGUAUCGUCGUCUGUCGGAGGUGCUGGGCCUAAACGAUGAGACCAUGGUGUUGAGCGUCUUCAUUGGCAAAAUCAUCACCAACUUGAAGUACUGGGGCCAGUGUGAACCCAUCACCUCCAAGACCCUGCAGCUCCUCAACGACCUCUCCUUGGGAUACAGCAGCGUCCGCAAGUUGGUGAAGCUGAGCGCCGUGCAGUUCAUGCUCAACAAUCACACCCAGAGCGAGCACUUCUCCUUCCUGGGUGUCAACAACCAGUCCAACCUGAGCGACAUGAGGUGCCGCACCACCUUCUACACCGCGCUGGGGCGCCUCCUCAUGGUCGAUCUGGGUGAGGACGAGGAGCAGUUUGAGCAGUUCAUGCUGCCGUUGACAGUGGCCUUCGAAGCCGUGGCCCAGAUGUUGAGCACCAACACCUUCAACGAGCAGGAGGCUAAGAGGACUCUGGUGGGCCUGGUCCGGGACUUGCGAGGGAUCGCGUUUGCCUUCAACGCCAAGACCAGCUUCAUGAUGCUCUUCGACUGGAUAUAUCCGGCCUACAUGCCCAUCCUGCAGCGGGCCAUCGAGCUGUGGUACCACGACCCGGCGUGCACCACGCCCGUGCUCAAGCUCAUGGCUGAGCUCGUUCACAACAGGUCGCAGAGGCUGCAGUUUGACGUAUCCUCGCCAAAUGGCAUCCUGCUCUUCCGGGAGACCAGCAAGAUGAUCACAACCUACGGCAACCGCAUCCUAACGCUGGGCGACGUACCAAAGGAUCGUGCGUACGGCGUGAAGCUGAAGGGUGUGAGCGUGUGCUUCGCCAUGCUGAAGGCGGUGCUGAGCGGCAACUACGUCAACUUCGGCGUCUUCCGCCUGUACGGCGACGACGCCUUGGAUAACGCCCUGCAGACCUUCAUCAAGCUGCUGCUGUCCAUCCCUCACAGCGACCUGCUGGACUACCCCAAGCUCAGCCAGUCCUUCUACUCCCUGCUGGAGGUCCUCACCCAGGACCACAUGAACUUUAUCGCCAGCUUGGAGCCUCACAUGGUCAUGUACAUCCUGUCGUCCAUUUCGGAAGGGCUCACCGCACUCGACACGAUGGUGUGCACGGGCUGCUGUUCCAGCCUGGACCACAUGGUCACGUAUCUUUUCAAGCAGCUUUCGCGCUCCACCAAGAAGCGAGCCACGCCCAUGGCCACCGACGAGCGCUUCCUGCACAUCAUGCAGCAGCACCCCGAGAUGAUCCAGCAGAUGCUGUCCACUGUGCUGAACAUCAUCAUCUUCGAGGACUGCCGCAACCAGUGGUCCAUGUCCCGACCACUACUGGGGCUCAUACUCCUUAACGAGAAGUACUUUGCGGACGUGCGCAACAGCAUCGUGAAUAGCCAACCUCCAGAGAAGCAGCAGGCCAUGCAUCUCUGCUUUGAGAACCUCAUGGAAGGAAUCGAACGCAACUUGCUCACCAAGAACAGAGACAGGUUCACGCAGAACUUGUCGGUGUUCCGGCGGGAAGUGAACGACAGCAUGAAGAACUCAACGUGCGGCGUCAACAGCAACGACAUGAUGAGCUGACAUUCCACGCCCACGCGUCUCAAACCGGCGACAGACCACGGCCCCGCCCGCCCACCACCUGCGGGAGGUCGGCACCAGUCCCGUCCCGCGCAUCUCGCCGCCCCCUUGUUGAUACGAGCAUAUAUAAA
This is a messenger RNA of Hippocampus comes (tiger tail seahorse), 3481 nucleotides long. RefSeq names its product exportin 7 (gene xpo7). Gene Ontology annotation, molecular function: small GTPase binding; nuclear export signal receptor activity. The transcript has 27 exons. The coding region runs from base 75 to 3353 and encodes 1092 amino acids. Lineage: Eukaryota; Metazoa; Chordata; Actinopteri; Syngnathiformes; Syngnathidae. Gene Ontology annotation, biological process: protein export from nucleus. Gene Ontology annotation, cellular component: nuclear pore; cytoplasm. The record is from RefSeq and is a predicted model, not a curated record.